UCGACAAAGAAACCAACUGGGCUGUUUUCAGCAUAGGAUUUUUCUUUUGCCGUUUCGUGUAUUUUAAAAAUAUUUAACUGAGUGUUUUAUUUGUGGCAUGUAUGUCUGAUUUCCAGCGUAUACAAAGAGUUUUAGUGUUGAAUUAGUUUUAGGUUUAAUUCCGAUUUUGUUCGAAUUUGUGGUCAACAUCAACAACUCGACUAGCUCUGAUAGGAGGUCUUAGUACUCCCUGAGCAUGAGUUCAGAAUGAAGCGUCGUUUGGAGGAUCAGGAAGUCUUUGCGGCGCAGCAGCGUCGAGGCUCUGAGGGCUUCCAGCACAGGGUCCUGGCCCCAGCACCUGCCGUGUAUGAAGCUGUUACCGACAACAUGCAGCCUACUACAGGCAUCCAGUACCCUGUGCCCCAGGGCUACCAGGUACCCAGUGUGCCACAGAGUACUGGGGGACAUGGGCAUGCUCAGAGCACUGCUGUUCAUGGCACCUCCCAUCACCACAGCCCUGCCGUGCAGCCUCAUGGCCCUGCCCUGGUCCAGGGCCACGCUCACCCACCAAACCCCACUGCCUCCGCACAGGGACAGCAGCAAUUCCAGAGGCUCAAGGUGGAGGAUGCUCUGUCCUACCUGGACCAAGUGAAAUUGCAGUUUGGAAGUCAACCACAAGUUUACAAUGACUUUUUGGACAUUAUGAAAGAGUUUAAGUCUCAAAGCAUUGACACCCCGGGAGUGAUCAGUCGCGUGUCUCAGCUCUUUAAGGGUCACCCUGACCUCAUCAUGGGUUUUAACACCUUCCUGCCACCGGGAUAUAAAAUUGAGGUGCAGACCAAUGACCUGGUGAAUGUUACCACGCCAGGUCAGAUCCAUCAUAUUACACCUCAUGGCAUAUCUGUGCAGAACAUCCCUCCAGCAACCCCAGCCCAGCACCAGAGCCAGCUGGCUGCUCCAGCUUCCAGCACAGCUGGCCCUCCUCCAACACAGCCCUCACAGAAGAGCAAGCCACUGCAGUCUCCAGCAUUGACUCCAAGCAGUCAGCCCAAUCCAUCCAUCCCUGCAUCUGCAUCACCCCGUUCCCCUCCUCUACAGCCCCAUGCCCCCAUCAGCAGCACCCCCAAUGCCCCCCCUCUGCAGAACAACCAGCCUGUGGAGUUCAACCAUGCCAUCAACUAUGUCAACAAGAUCAAGAACCGCUUCCAAGGCCAGCCAGAUAUCUACAAAGCCUUCCUGGAGAUCCUGCACACAUAUCAGAAGGAGCAGCGAAAUGCUAAGGAGGCCGGGGGGAACUACACGCCAGCCCUGACUGAGCAGGAAGUGUAUGCCCAGGUGGCACGACUCUUCAAGAAUCAGGAGGACCUACUGUCGGAGUUCGGCCAGUUCCUGCCAGAUGCCAACAGCUCUGUGCUGCUGGGCAAGACAACGGCAGAGAAAGCAGAAUCUGUCCAGAACGACCAUGGAAGCACGGUCAAGAAGCCACAGCUGAACAACAAGCAGAGGCCAAACCAGAAUGGCUGCCAGAUCCGCAGACACUCGGCUACUGCUACCACUCCACCUGUGAAGAAAAAGCCCAAAUUACUAAACCUGAAGGACUCCACUGUGGCAGAGGCCAGCAAACAUGGAGUCGGCACAGAGUCUCUGUUCUUUGAGAAGGUGCGGAAAGCCCUACGAAGUGCUGAGGCAUAUGACAACUUCCUGCGCUGCCUCGUUAUCUUUAACCAGGAAGUGAUAUCACGUGCUGAGCUGGUGCAAUUGGUGCUGCCUUUCUUGGGGAAGUUUCCAGAGCUGUUCAACUGGUUUAAAAAUUUUCUUGGCUACAAGGAGAUGUCCCACCUAGAGAGCUAUCCCAAAGAGAGGGCAACAGAGGGCAUCGCCAUGGAGAUAGACUAUUCCUCAUGCAAGAGGUUGGGCUUCAGUUACAGAGCCCUGCCCAAGAGCUACCAGCAGCCUAAAUGCACUGGGAGAACCCCACUCUGCAAAGAGGUGCUGAAUGACACAUGGGUGUCAUUCCCUUCCUGGUCAGAGGACUCCACUUUUGUCAGCUCUAAGAAGACACAGUAUGAGGAGCAUAUCUACAGGUGUGAGGACGAGCGCUUUGAGUUGGAUGUGGUUCUGGAGACGAACCUGGCCACCAUCCGUGUGCUGGAGACGGUUCAGAAGAAGCUCUCACGCAUGUCUGCCGAGGAGCAAGCCAAGUUCCGACUGGACAACACGCUGGGCGGCACCUCGGAGGUCAUCCACCGCAAGGCCAUCCAGAGGAUAUAUGGAGACAAGGCUCCCGACAUCAUCGACGGGCUGAAGAAAAACCCAGCCGUCUCUGUUCCCAUCGUGCUGAAGAGGUUAAAGUUAAAGGAAGAGGAGUGGCGGGAAGCACAGCGCGGUUUCAAUAAAAUCUGGCGGGAGCAGAAUGAGAAGUAUUACCUGAAGUCGCUGGACCACCAGGGCAUCAACUUCAAGCAGAAUGAUACCAAGGUGCUCCGCUCCAAGACCCUCCUGAACGAGAUCGAGAGCAUCUAUGAUGAGCGACAGGAACAGGCCUCGGAGGAGAGCGGCACGCCCCUCAGCGGCCCCCACCUCACGCUCACCUAUGAGGACCGGCAGAUCCUGGAGGACGCCGCCGCACUCAUAAUCCACCAUGUCAAGCGCCAGACGAGUAUCCACAAAGAGGACAAGUACAAGAUAAAGCAGAUCAUCUACCACUUCAUCCCUGACAUGCUGUUCGCCCAGCGGGGGGCGCUGUCGGACGCCGAGGAGGAGGACGAGGAUGAGGAGGGCGAGCUUGACGAAGGCGGGUCCAAGAAGCCCAACGGCGUGGCAGCGGGGGGCGGGACAAGCCCCGCCAAGUCCAAGCUCCUGUUCGGCAGCUCGUCGGCACAGAAGCUGCGCACUUGUGAUGAGGCUUACAACCUGUUCUACGUCAACAACAACUGGUACAUCUUCCUGCGGUUGCACCAGACACUCUGCGCACGCCUGCUCCGCCUAUACACACAGGCCGAGCGGCAGAUCGAGGAGGACCUGAGAGAGCGCGACUGGGAGCGGGAGGUGCUCGGCCUCAAGCGGGACAAGAACGACACCCCAGCUGUGCAGCUCCGGCUGAAGGAGCCCAUGGACAUAGAUGUUGAAGAUUACUAUUCAGCCUUCCUGGAGAUGGUACGUAACCUGCUGGAUGGGAACAUGGAGGCGUCCCAGUACGAGGACUCUCUGAGGGAGAUGUUCACCAUCCACGCCUACAUCGCCUUCACCAUGGACAAGCUCAUCCAGAGCAUCGUCAGGCAGCUACAGCACAUAGUGAGCGACGAGAUCUGCGUGCAGGUGACGGACCUGUACCUGUCUGAGGGCGGCUGCGGCGCCACAGGUGGCUCGCUCUCUACACAGGCCUCCAGGGCGGCGGCAGAGAGCACCUACCAGCGCAAAGCCGAACAGCUGCUCUCCGACGAGAACUGCUUCAAGUUGAUGUUCAUUAAGAGCCGCGGGAACGUGCAGCUGACCAUUGAGCUAUUGGAUACGGAGGAGGAAAAUUCAGACGAGCCGGCAGAGGCAGAGCGCUGGUCAGAUUACGUGGGCCGGUAUCUUAGCACUGAUGUGACGUCUCCAGAGCUAAGGGAACAUCUGGCCCAGAAGCCGGUUUUUUUGCCAAGAAACCUGCGGCGGAUCCGGAAAUGCCAGCGGGGGCGGGAGCAGCAGGGGAAGGAGGCGAAGGAGGGAGCCAAGAAGGAGAGUUCCGACAACAUGAAAAUGGAGUGCAUGUUCAAGCUCAACUCCUACAAGAUGGUGUACGUGUUCAAGUCUGAGGACUACAUGUACAGGCGCACAGCACUGCAGCGCGCACACCAGUCCCAUGAGAGGGUAAGCACUCGACUGCACCAGCGCUUCCAGGCCUGGGUGGAUGGCUGGGUGAAGCAGCACGUCACCAGGGACAUGGCGGCUGACAGCACCAAAUGGCUGAUGGGCGAGGGACGAGAGGGGCUCGUGCCCUGCACCACAGCCUGUGACCACGAGACCCUCCACUACAGAGGCAUCAACAAGUACCGAGUCACAUACGGCAGCAGCAGCUACAAGACGCCGUGACCUUGGGCGGGGCGGGGGGAGGGGCCACAUGGGUUCCACGAGAGAGUGCAGAUGGCGGGCAAGGCAUGAGGAGGACUUAUCAACAACCUUCUAAGGACGACAUGACAGCACAAAGCGAGGCCUGGGGCCUUUCGUGUCACACCAGUGGCAGCUGGCAAACGUCUCGUUUUUUAGCAGCGUUUUUAGCUGUACCCAUGCCCGCACACCCCUCAGUGCCAAACCAUGGGAAGAGAAAGCUGUCCGUCAAGGCGGCAGGCUCCGCCCAUGCGCCCAGACCACUGUAGAAAUAGCCACAAUGCUGGAGUUGACAGUACUGCGCGGUGCAGAGCACAGAUGGGCUGGGACCUAGAUUGGUCAAGUGGUAGUGCAGGAGUUUGAUGGGGCAGGUUAACAGGCAUUAAGGUUUUACUGUAUGUACAGGUCAUCAAGCUGUGCGGAGAGGAGGAAUAUGACGUUACCCUUACCUGGUUGUCAGCUUGGGCUUCCAUGUCCCUUGGCCACUAUUGGUAUAGAGUUUUUCCUAGUGUAACAUGUUUGGGAAAAACAAGAACAGAACUGUAGCAGCAAACUAAAGUUUAGUAUCUUGUUUUGGGAUAAGUGCACUUAACUUUGCAGAGAUAAAGAAUGAAUGAUUAUAUAGUGUGUUAUCCAGCCAAAGUAUAGGAAACUCAAAGGGCGGCAUCGAUGAAAUAAGCUCACGUAAUUUCCCAUUAUAAUAGCCGAUAUGUCACAACUAACAAACUCUAAGAGUACAAUCUUUUUAUUUAAAAGCAAAAAAGUCUUCAGAGGAAGAGACAGCAAUAAUGAUCUUUGACCUGUGUCCUGCAGUACAGGGGAGUGGAAGAUGGAAAGCACUGAUGCUUUUUUUGUUGUUUUUUUUGUAGAAGAAUGACUGAGCUUCCAAAUGCUCUCACACUGUAUAAUUGUAUAUGUUUUGAAUGUCAGAAUAUGACAUGACCACAGUUUAUGCUGACCGCCCUGGCUAUAAGCCUUACAAAGUUGCUGGCAAAGCCCAAUGCCAAUACACCAGCUAGUAUACACACAAACGCACACCCACACCUAAUCAUUAACAAUGAACUGUACACAGACAGACACACACACAAACAGAAUACAGUUCAUUAUUUGUAAAUAAAUUGUAUAUAUUGCCAGACCUUUUUUAUGACAGAGACCUGUGUUGUUGUGCUAGUGAAACUUAACAGGCUUACUGUGGACUUUAGGAAGAGAUGGCUAAAGUUAGUAUGCAUAUGGAAAACAGAAAACACGCAAGACAGUUUAUUACAGUUUUUACCAAAGGGAGUUGAUUAUAAUAGUAGUUUUUGUUUCUUUCUCUUAUGUGUGUUUAAUCUUUUUUUUCUUGUCUUUUUAAUAGGAUUGUUAAUUUUGGUAAAGUAGAAAUGUAUCCAGGUUCUUGUUUUUUGAAAAGUUUUUAUAAAAAGCAGCAUUUUAAUUUU
Molecule: messenger RNA, 5504 nt
Organism: Electrophorus electricus (electric eel)
Lineage: Eukaryota; Metazoa; Chordata; Actinopteri; Gymnotiformes; Gymnotidae
Gene: sin3aa
Product: SIN3 transcription regulator family member Aa
Biological process (GO): negative regulation of transcription by RNA polymerase II
Cellular component (GO): Sin3-type complex; chromatin
Molecular function (GO): transcription corepressor activity
Source: RefSeq, a predicted model, not a curated record